AUGUCAGAACUCGCAUUCUGCAAAUCAUUCCUCAGCGCCUUGGACGCCCGCCCGCCCAAGCUCUCCAGCGAUCACAUUGCAGACGCACGCCAAUAUCCCGCACAAGGCGCCUACACCCUCCCCCGCCUCCCACACCCACCCCACCCGCAACGACCAAACCCCAAGCCCACCACCAGCGACGAUGCCUCCACACCAUCCUCCACUUCAAUCUCCGUGACGCUCAAACCAAUGAAGCCAACCACACCCACCAUCCCACUCAGCUCAAUCGACCCAUCGAAAACCUCCGUGUACGACCUCAAACAACAGUACGCGACACAAGCCUCGUUAUCAGCAGCCAAGAUAAAGAUUCUGUACAAGAAGAAGCCAGUCACAGAUUCAAAGACACUGUUGGAAGUUAUCGGCACAGAUGCGGGGAGUGAAGUCGAGUUUGGGGUUAUGGUCAUGGCUGGCGCUGCUGUUGGUGGGGCUGCGAGUCCGGCGUCGGCAGGGACACCGGUGACGAGUCCGCCUGCUGUUGCGCCGCCGACGGAGAGCGAGAAGGGGCUUGCUAGCGCUGGAGAGACAGCUGCGGGUACAGCGACUGGUGCCGCAGAUGCGCCCCUUGGUCAUGGGAAGGACGUUGUUGCGACAGACGAGUUCUGGGGCGAUCUUAAGAACUUUGUGCUUCAGAGGACCAAGGAUGCGGACGAGAGUGAGAGAUUACUAGGCGUGUUUAGGGGAGCGUGGGAACAGAACAAGUAG
Molecule: messenger RNA, 741 nt
Organism: Alternaria ethzedia
Lineage: Eukaryota; Fungi; Ascomycota; Dothideomycetes; Pleosporales; Pleosporaceae
Exons: 2
Coding region: 1-741 (246 amino acids)
Source: RefSeq, a predicted model, not a curated record